Zootermopsis nevadensis is the source of this 1884-nucleotide messenger RNA. The record is from RefSeq and is a predicted model, not a curated record. NCBI's taxonomy places the organism in Eukaryota, Metazoa, Arthropoda, Insecta, Blattodea, Termopsidae.
AAAGAUGUAUGUCUGAUAUUCUCUUGCGGAAAUUUUCACGAAAUGGAGCCUAAUCAAAUUGUAGGACUGGUACAGAAUCUCGGACACACUGAUCCUGUAAUUAGGUCGUUGGCUGCAGACAGUAUCAGAACACUGGCGGCAACCCUUUCCAUGGGAGACGCAGACCGUACAGUAAAUAUAGUUCUGCGCCUGGUCUAUGUAAGUCGGACUAUUGAGACAUUGUACGGAGGAUGCCUUAUGUUUGCUGAGUUGUGUCGCAAUGGACGACUUGGAGAACAUCGACUAAAUACUGUGGUACAUAUCUUACUUCGAGCUCUGGAGUGUGAUGUAUCACAUGUUCCCAUAAUGGCAGCAAAUGUCCGUGAUGCUGCAUGCUAUGCCUGCUGGGCAUUUGCAGAAGCAUAUGCACCUAAUAUACUGCAGCCAUUUGUGGAAGAAAUUGCACCAGCCUUGAUGGCAACAGUGGUGUUUGACAGAGAGACCGAUUGUCGGAGAGCUGCUUUGUAUGCGCUGAGAGAAUAUAAUGACAGAGGAUUAUUACCUCAUGCUUUUCCCUCAUUGGAGGGACUUGAUGUUACCAGCACGAGCGAUGCUUUUAUCAACAUAAGUGUUUAUAUUGCUCAGUUUGAAGAUAAAGCACUGUACCUUAUCAAUCACUUGAUGAAAACGAAGAUUAGACACUGGGACAUAGCCAUCAGGAAACUUGCUGCAGAGGCACUUCACAAUCUGACACCACUAGCCCCUGAAUAUUACACAGUUGUAUAUGUUCUCUAUGAUUUGUUACGUCUGACACGUUUCACUGAUCCCAAUACUUGUCAUGGUGCAGUGUUGGGCAUCGCUGAAGUAUUGUCUGCACUGGCUGUUAGGGCUGCACAGUCCAAUCGAACUAUACGAAACAUAGUUGGACAAAUAAUUUUAGAUAGGGUUGGGCGUCUGGUCCCUAGACUGAGAAGUCACCAGUCUCCACUUUCGGAACAGGCGUGCAGAUAUCUGAUUGAAAGAUGUUCUGCGGACAUCAUGGAAUUCCUUAAUGAAGAAAUUAGGGAUGAAUGGAUAAGUUUGCAGUUGCUCGCUGGUGCAGUUGUGUAAAUUGUUAUGCAAUCGCUCCUCAUGGGUCCGAGAGACAACAGCCACCAGACUUUACGAGGCGCUAAAGGAUUAUGGGGAGCGCAGUGUCAUUCCUGGACGGAACUUGGAAGAGGUCAAGAGCACUCUGCUUGAGACCAACUGGGGGCUAGACGUAGAGAUUGUGAUACAAACGCGCGACAGACUUUGUGACCUCAUGGGUGUCCUCUUACCCUAGACUGUGUCUGUAGCGGCAGCAAGAAAGUUCGUCCCAGUGCAGAAAUCAUUACCUCUCCAGCUCUUAAUGUGAAGGCAGUGGUUUCUGUUAUCUGAGUUUUUGUUCUCAUCAAUAAAGGAUAUUUAUAUCCUUUUUCUGUGUUUGUUUAGUUGUUUAAUUAUAAAAAAAUGCAGCUUAUGAGGUAAAUGACAUUCAAAAGCUGUAUAUGUCUCGAGAACCAUCAAGUAUUUACUCUAAUGUAAGCUGCGUAUGUAGGUCUAUAGAAUUUGCAUAUUAAUUUUAGAAGAAAAUUAUAAAUUAAUAAAACCUCAUAAGCUGCUUGAAAAUUAUUAAAUUAAUUUUCUGUCAGUUGCAAGUCAUAUUUCAAAAUGUGUUUUAAGUUCAUAUUAUGUUUGUUCUAGUCAAUUUGUGACAAAGUCACAUCAACUUACGGAACAGUGUUACUUUGCGUCUCAUUUCAUGCAGUUUCAUCCAUUCUUCUUUGAAACAUUUGUUUAUUAUAAUCAUCAUCAUCAUCAUUACAGUAGCAUUUUUUGUAUGGCAGAAAUGCUGUGAUACUACAAGUUCCUUGGCUUGGGCCU